Messenger RNA from Helianthus annuus (common sunflower), 1188 nucleotides. RefSeq lists its product as uncharacterized. Bases 90 to 1037 code for a protein of 315 amino acids. NCBI's taxonomy places the organism in Eukaryota, Viridiplantae, Streptophyta, Magnoliopsida, Asterales, Asteraceae. The record is from RefSeq and is a predicted model, not a curated record. The transcript has 4 exons.
CAUAGUCGGUUGUAUAUAAAUUAUUAUUAUUAACCUUAACACCAAAGAAACCACCAAUCGUCACCAUCACAAACUCCGUAACCGGAAUCAUGGGCGGUGGAGUAGCCAUGAGAGCGGCAGCAAAGGUGGCCGGAAUCAGCGUGUUGAACGGCAGCCUCCGCGGCGGCGAAAGCCCUGUGGUGUCCGCCGCCCGACAGGCCAAACGAUCGGUUGCGUCUGUUGUGUCCAGUUGUUCGUCCGAUGAUCUGAAACUGUCUGUCGGUUGUAAUAACGAUUGUAAUAAUAAUAAGAGUGUAUUGGUGGAGAAAGCCUGUGAUGAGGAUUGGGAGUUUGCCUGUGUGGAAGAUGAGUUGUUUAUGGAAGCGGGUGAACCGGUGCCCCGGGUUGUGUUUGGUGGGGCUCCGACUGUUCAGGAAGCUAGACAGGCUACUUCUGAUCUCAAUUAUGCUCUUGAGAAGACUUACCUGCAUCCAAAUGCCACCAAUGCACAAAAGCUAUCCGAUUCAGAAUACGCGGAGACUAAACCUUGUCUUGUUAGUGAAACAUUGGUUGCUCCCGUACCAUCAAAGCAUGCAAUUCAAGCUUUUCGGCUUCUUAACGAGAACCCUAAAGCUCAGAGUGUCGUUGCUUCAAUUGCUUCUGAUCCAAAUGUGUGGAAUGCCGUUCUGCAAAAUCCCGAUCUCGUUGAUUUUCUACAGACCCAUAAAACCGAUGUUGUUUUCCCAGAAGCGGAUUCGAAUGUAAACAGCCCGUUUGAUUCGACCCAAGAAGCAACAGGUGAAUCUAAAGCUGCGGCUGGAAAAGGUUUUAUGGAUUAUGUGGAGGAAAUCAAACAGAAGAUUACUGUUACCGUUGUUGAUAUGAUGAACACUUUAUCUGAUACUUUCCAGUCCUUUUUUGGCGGUUCACCGAAAGAUGGGGUUACUGUGAAUCCAGAUGGAACCGCUGGCAUAUCGAUGGAGCAAACCGCUGUUGGAGCGACGCUUAUGGGACUGGCCAUCAUGGUUAUCAGUGUGGUUGUUCUUAAGCGCUCGUAAUUUGUCGAUUACGCUAAUAAAGUUGUGUCGCGUAUAAAUGCAUAUAUUCAGUUUGCUUUACGUCUUGUGACGACACUUGAACGAUCUUGUUUUAUGUUCGAAUGUUAUUGUCCAGUUUUAGCAGAUUUUUAUGUUUAUUUCUUAUUUCGUA